Messenger RNA from Alternaria burnsii, 396 nucleotides. RefSeq lists its product as uncharacterized. Bases 1 to 396 code for a protein of 131 amino acids. Lineage: Eukaryota; Fungi; Ascomycota; Dothideomycetes; Pleosporales; Pleosporaceae. The transcript has a single exon. The record is from RefSeq and is a predicted model, not a curated record.
AUGGAUGCCCAUCUAGCUUUGCACGCGCACGUGCACGAUUACGAAGAAUGCGAGGGAGUGUGUGAACCAAACUUGAAAUCCGAAGCGGAUGAACAAGCAUGUCUGGACGCCGUGGUAGAGACCAGGAAGUUGGCGGAGGGAGAAGCCGUAGAAGGGAAUAGAAAGCAGCGUUCAGAUGGACGCGACUUCAAUACGAAGAUGGCGUCGAAUGAGUAUGUUACGGCUGUCAUCAGUUUCAGUGACGAAGCCACGGUGGUCAAAACAGACAAAUGUGCUGAGAAGAUGGCCACCACAAGUGUUAUACAGAACGCCAAAGCACGUGAAGAUAAGGAACGAAAGAAAAUCGGACACGCAUCGAGUGAAUUAUGGACAGAGAGUCCACACUUUCUUUGGUGA